UGGUACAAAAUUAUUAAAUAAAGUGAAAAUUAACGAAUAAAUAAAUCAAUAAAAUGUUUCCAUUUAUACGCUGGCAAUCAUAUCGUGUUAUUAUAAUCUGUUCAUUAAUUUGGUUUAUAUUAUGCUUUUGUUUUCUACUCUAUUAUAUGAACUAUUUGUUACCCAAUGAUUAUCGCAAGACAUUAUCUGAAACAUCGUUAAAGAAAUCAAUUGAUAAUUUAAACAAAUUUAGUCAUAAUUUAUUUGAUUCAUACAUUGAUAGACGUAAACUAAAAUCAACUUUUUCAACAACUUAUUCAUUUCAUAAACUAAACAAUUGGUCACCCAUUGAAAGAAAUGAAUCCAAUCCUAAGGGUUGGUUAGGAGAGAAUGGAAAAGGAGUUCAUAUUAGUACAGAAGAGUUAGAACUGAAGAAUGAAAUGUUUGAAAUCAAUAAAUUCAAUCUUUUGGCGAGUGAUAGGAUUGCUCUCAAUAGAUCUCUUCCCGAUCCAAGACUUGAUGGAUGUAAAAAUAAAACAUACCAUCAAAAACUUCCCAACACAUCCAUUAUCAUUGUAUUUCACAACGAAGCCUGGACUACACUAUUGCGCACAAUCCAUAGUAUAAUAAACAGAACUCCACUAAGUCUUAUAAAAGAGAUCUUAUUAGUGGAUGACGCGAGUGAAAGAGAUUUUUUAGGAAAACAAUUAGAAGAUUACGUUUCAGCUCUUCCUGUGUCAGUGAAGGUAUUACGAACUGGCAAUCGAUCGGGUCUUAUAAGAGCGCGACUUAUUGGAGCAAAAGAAGCCUCGGGACUGACCUUAACUUUUUUGGACGCGCACUGCGAGUGCACUAAAGGAUGGCUCGAACCGCUUCUCGCAAGAAUUGUUGAGGACAGAACUCGAGUGGUUUGUCCGAUAAUUGAUGUGAUAAAUGACGACACAUUUGCAUAUACAGCUGCAUCUGACUUGACUUGGGGUGGAUUUAAUUGGAAAUUAAACUUUAGAUGGUUUCGAAUACCAGAGAGAGAAAUGAUAAGACGAGACAAAGACAGGACACUUCCAGUCAGAUCACCGACGAUGGCCGGCGGACUGUUCUCUAUUGACAAACAAUACUUUGAAUUGAUCGGCAAAUAUGAUGAUGGGAUGGAAAUAUGGGGCGGAGAGAACAUUGAGCUAAGCUUUCGGAUUUGGAUGUGCGGCGGAUCUCUAGAAAUAGUAACGUGCAGUCAUGUCGGACACGUGUUUAGAAAGUCAACUCCGUAUACCUUUCCGGGCGGUACGAGUAAAAUAGUUAAUCACAAUAACGCACGACUGGCCGAUGUCUGGCUCGACGAAUGGAAAGAGUUUUAUUAUGCUAUAAAUCCGGCGGCAAAGGGGGCUGAUAUGGGAGACACUAAAUAUAGGAAACAAAUUCAAAAAGAUCUCAAAUGCAAAAAUUUUCGUUGGUAUUUGGAUAACAUAUACCCGGAAAGUCUAAUGCCAUAUAAAUAUUAUACAUUAGGAGAAAUCAAGAAUAUAUACACUAAUAAAUGUUUGGAUACAAUGAAGAAAAAGAAAAGUGGAGAAAAGGUAUCAAUGAUUACAUGUCAUGGAAGUGCUGGCAAUCAGUUGUUUAUGUUUACAAAAAGACACGAAAUAGUUGCCGACGAAAACUGUUUGGACGCCACAAAAGUUGGAAAACCGGUUAAACUGAUGCGUUGUCACGGAAUGGGUGGCAAUCAGUUGUGGGAAUAUAAUUGGAAAACUAAUAAUAUAAUCCAUAUGUCAUCUAAACUAUGUUUAGAUAAACCAAAUCCCAAACAGAAUCAUCCAAUACUUCGUCGAUGUAAUGGAAGAAAAACACAGAAAUGGCUUUUGAAAAAUAACUACAAAUGGCAACUCUUUUGA
Molecule: messenger RNA, 1868 nt
Organism: Oppia nitens
Lineage: Eukaryota; Metazoa; Arthropoda; Arachnida; Sarcoptiformes; Oppiidae
Product: polypeptide N-acetylgalactosaminyltransferase 13-like
Exons: 10
Coding region: 54-1868 (604 amino acids)
Cellular component (GO): Golgi apparatus
Source: RefSeq, a predicted model, not a curated record